ACUUGUUUUAUUUUUAGGCAACAUUCCUCCCGCCCGAGUACGGGAUCGUAACUGAAUAUCGCGAGAACUGACAUCAGUGGCACGUGCGGAUGCAGAACACACCGUCUGGUGCCAGCGUCCGACGGACAUGCACCUGUCCUUUGUCCCUUCAUAACAUCUGUGAUCUGAUUAACACCGCUGGGACAAAGACAUACAGCUGUGUCAUACUCAAGCCUAACUGUUAGGACGGCUGACUUUGUUUACGUGCACGACUUCACGGUUGCCUGAACCCCUACCCGCAUUGCUUCAACUAACCACCUUAUGCAGAACAGAAUCAUUCGAACCGCAACGCUGACAAUACCCUUUAUUCGCACUGAAAUGCCUUUCCUAUGAUGUAAGAGGUCGGUAUUAUUUCAAGGUUUGGGCACUGGAAAGAGGACCCUAGUUUAAGGUACGGACACAGGUUUUACUACAAGACACAAACCAGAGGGUCAGUAGUCCUGUCCGGUGUCCCAAUACAGGAGCUGCAGCCUCCCAUUCCCCUGAGUGACACUCGAACUGUCAGGCAGUGACGUCGCAUUAUCUAUAGCACGGAAAGCCAGAUUCCUCAGCUAGCCACCAUGACUUGGCCUGAGUUCAUCAAGCACAUGCUGGCGACCACCCACAAGAUACAGAAAGUAGCAGUGUUGGCUGAGGAUGGUCAGCCUCUAGCUGUGACGGAGGACCUUCAGGUGUCCGUGGAGGAGGGCCAGGCUCUGAUCAGGAGCAUCUUGGACCCUGCACGGACGGUCACAAAGAUCCACAUGGAUAACAACUUCUAUACGUGUUUCCAGGGCAACUCCAGGACGUUGGUUGGGACGUCGCCUAACAGAGACAGAAUAUUCGUCGCCCAUAAAUAUAAAGACUGCGUUGUGGUUGUGUUCGGCGGGACGAAGGGACAUGGGUCGUAUCUCUUUGAGUUGAAGAAGAAUCUUUGGGCGAGAGAACAUCAUCAGCAGCAGAUGACAAAUUUACCUAAUGAAGGGCAGAUCACUGAUGUACCCAGUCAAGAACAGAUAACCAAUAUACCCGGGCAAGGGCAGAUAACCAAUGUACCCAGCCAAGGGCAGAUUCAGCAGAUCUUGAAUGCAGCUGAGGACGAAAGGUUAGCUUCUCAAGAAGCAGACGACAUCGAACAACUCUCCCAGAUGGACCAGGAACCGAUGGACAUUGAUGACUUUCCACAAGGACAAGACAGAAUAGGUGAUGAUCUAAACCUACUCCAACUACAUGAUUGACUGUUGGGUUUGUUUAGAAUUGGCGAUCUUCUUGUGUUCAAGUACAUGCAAUAUUUAUAUGAAGCAUUUAGCAUAUUAUCUUGUAAGGAAUGAAACUCUGGAGGCAGCUGGUGUCCUCGUUGUUACAUAUGCAACAAAUAACCCGAAAUACUCAUUUUAGAUAUUUUACCUACAGGACCUCGUUUCACAAUAAUCCUGUUGUGUGUUUCAUGGUUACACAAUGGGCUAUUCUACCAUUGUUUUCUGAAGCCAGUGCAAUCACAGAACCAUUUAUGUAAAGAUGAUUUAUUGUUCAGAAUAACACUAUUCAACCUUAUAUUUUCCCCCCGUUUACUCAACUUAAUAUAUAUGAGCAUGUGUCCUAUCCUUUCCCAAACAAUCCCAUGGUGUCAUUGUACAAAACAAAUUCUAUCGCUACGACUGUCGUAACUUUAUUUUAAGGUAUGGGAGUUACGGUCACCUUAGCGCUAAGAUCGCUUUGUGUAGCAACACCAUGAUAUCAUUGUACAACACAACCUUAGCGCGACAACUGUCGUAAGUCUAUGUUAAGGUAUGGGAGUUACGGUCACUUUAGCGAUAAGAUCGCUUUGUGCAGCAACACCAUGAUAUCAUUGUACAACACAACCUUAGCGCGACAACUGUCGUAAGUCUGUGUUAAGGUAUGGGAGUUACGGUCACCUUAGCGCUAAGAUCGCUUUGUGCAGCAACACCAUGAUAUCAUUGUACAACACAACCUUAGCGCGACAACUGUCGUAAGUCAAUGUUAAGGUAUGGGAAGUUAUGAUACUUGAUAAUACACCCUGAAUGUGUAUAGUACUAUACCCGCCUAGAAAAGUAGUCGUGGCCUGCUCAACAGUGUAAACUUCAUAAACACUAUAAUUUCGUAAGGAAUGUGGAGUUCAUACUCUGGGCUGUUCCAGGGUAAUUCAUUCCGCACUAGUUAGUGUCAGGACAAACACAAAUGGUGCAGCCAUGCACUGAAUAGAGUUUGUCAUAUGACGAAAGCGAAAGGUUCAGAUUCGACAACUUACAUUUGCUCUGCCACACAUUGGGCAACCAUGCGCGCAAAGUGGGAUAUUAUAGGUCAUUUCAGGUUUACUUCAUUGAAAGAACCUGUUUUGACUGACACUAUAUUUGAGGUUGAAUCGUUUUCAUUACUGAAUAUACCUAUGCGUGUCUUGCAGGGUGAGGAAGUAUUUUCGACCCCUGAGGAACAUACCUCGGCCUUUGUCCCAAAGUGACACUGUUCAAGAAUCUUGCCUUUAAACAGUGGACGUAGCAGGAACGUCUCCACACCUCUUGACGAGAGCGUAUUACAAUACAAGCGGGACAUGUUGAUAUCCCUACUGAAUAAUCUAUUGACAGUGUUUGGUGCUAUAACAAAUGUAUUGUAUACAGACACAUCUGCUUUUCUCUGAUCUAAUGGCAGUUUUGUAGUUUAUGGCGUACCGUGUGUUCAACAAUACAUGUAUUAUAAAUAAUUAUAUUAUGGCAAUUUUAAAUGAGUAUAUGGGUUAUUGUGUCAUUGGAUUGUCUGGUCCACUGAAACUGGAUUGUUUGGUCAAGACUCGAUGUUUCAUAGGCCGGGGUCAUGUGACUGCAUUGCCGCUGUGCGGAGAUAUGCAACGAUAAAAAACUUGCCUUUUUCAUGCAAACUGUCUGAAUGGUGGGUGCUACUGGUAAGGUAAGAAAAGCUUACCCUUUUGCUGACUGCUUCCCGGUGAUUCGUCCAUAUAACGUUCUACGCUUCUUUGCAUUUAUAGCCCAGUGGAAUCAAUUUAUAUAAUGACUUUAAUUUAGUUUUAUGCGCUUUUAGCAAUAUUCCAGCAAUAUCACGGUGGACACCAAAAAUGGGAUUCAGUAGGGAAUCGAACCCGGGUCUUCGGCGUGAAGGCGGACGCUUUAAUCACUAGUCUACCCCACCGACACUUUUAUAUAAUGAAGACUGAUUAAUCUACAACGUUUUUUAAAUACUUAAAUACCACUACAUUUAACCAUGAUUUCAGUUCGAACAUUCAUUUCUGUGACGAAAUGAAGUAGUUAGCGUAUAAUACUUAAACUCACAUGAAUGCGCGUGCGCGCACUCACACACACACACACACAUUUAUACAUGGCUAUUCAUACUACGUAAUUUAUAACGCAUAUCUUAAAAUUCGGAUUAUAAAUCACCUGACUGCUUUCAGCUGCUCUCCUGUCUUUCCUUUUAGCUUCUGCUUGUAAUUUCAGGCAAAGCAUAUAUUUUGACUAAAUAUUUAUAUAUUUUUCAAAGGUUUGUCUUUUUUAAUAUACACUGUAUAUUAUCUUAUCCUGUAUCUCUUAUUAUUUUUUAUUGUUUAUACAAUAAACCGCUUUAAUCAACUAAUACUCAUCUGUUUCGGUGAACUAAGUAGUUUGGCAUUACUCUAUUUGAUAUAUUAUUCCCAUGGGAUUAUUGUAACACAUACUUUAACAUGAAUGAUACCACUGAACUAAACGUAUAGUUGUUGAUGAUGGUGUUUGGGAUUUUACGAGCGCUUCCAGAACUCCUCAGUUUGCACAUUUUUAAAUGAAGCAUCUUUCCGAGCAUAUCAAAGAUCCGAGAAUCAUCACCUUUUUUUUACUGACCCUGCCUGCAAUGUGUCAGUUCAGUAUUUUUCGUACCGUGGGUUACCCUUAGUGGCCUCCAGUUGUCAUUGGAGGUGGGUCAGCCACUGGCCGUCACGCAGGGCCUUCAGUUGUCAGUGGAUGUCGGUGAGGUACUGGCUAUGACGGGACCUCCACUUGUCAAUGGAGGUGGGUCAGAUACCAGCCGUUGACGGGUGACCAUCAGUUGUCCGAAAACUCCGUUCUCGAAGAGUUACUCUGAAACAUUGCAAAUACAGCUUCGAUAUCUGUAUCAAAUAUAUUACCAUCUUGUUUGUUUCAGUUUUAGUCAUCAUCGGGCAUUGGGGUAUAUCUAUUCAUAUUAGUAUGUUAAUUAUAAACUGAGGAAAAAAAAUAAGGGAUCGCAUGAACACACGAGUGUUCCUUUAUUUUUUUCCCUGGUUUCUUCACAAAAUUUGUAUCGCAAAACUUGUGAAGGAACCUGGACAAAAGUAAAAGAACACUUGUGAUUUCAUGCGAUCCCUUAUUUUUUCCCGUCAGUAUAUAUCUGAUGUAUCAUUGAGUGAUAAAUGUUGUCCUUAUGAAUGAUAAACACACACACACAAACAAGCACACAUAAUUCUUAUAAGGGUUGGGCAUUACAUUACUAAGCGACUCUGUGUACUGACAUAUUAAACUGCACCAUCUGGAGUCACAAGGUUACAGAGCCACUGUAUAGAGCUGCAUCUUUCUGUACUUAUACCCUGUAAGUCCUGUGUGCAUUCCUCUCAUAUACUGUUACCAUGUAUAAUGCUGUCGGUAAUAAAUGACAUCUAUCUCGGUGUUCA
Messenger RNA from Haliotis rubra (blacklip abalone), 4666 nucleotides. RefSeq lists its product as uncharacterized. NCBI's taxonomy places the organism in Eukaryota, Metazoa, Mollusca, Gastropoda, Lepetellida, Haliotidae. The coding region runs from base 600 to 1256 and encodes 218 amino acids. Gene Ontology annotation, molecular function: actin binding. The transcript is spliced from 3 exons. The record is from RefSeq and is a predicted model, not a curated record.